UAAAACAAGUCUAGCAAUAAUAGUCUGUGAAUUAAAAGUCAAAUUGAUCUGACAAUUUAAAAAUGUACGACCUUUGAAUACCAAAACCUAAUUAUUUUCGAAUAAAACCGAAACCUGUUUACCAGACACUGUCGAAAAAAACUGCAACCAUGCCUCUUCAGCGUAAGAACCCGGAAAAUCCAUAUAAUAGUCAAAGCUUCAUCGCGCAACUGCGACGCUAGCUUUGGAAAAGCUGCGAAAGUAUCGAAAACACUUUAGUUUGGAGAUUCGUCGAGUAUGUUGCGGUGUUUUGUGCUGGUUUUAGCUCUCCUGUCAGCACAGAGUUUCCAGUUUGAGUUUAAACAUCACAACAACGAUGAUUUGGUGGCUGUUUUGCAGGAUGUGAACGCGAGAUGCCCGAAUAUCACUAGGAUCUACACUUUGAGCGAGAAUUCCGUGUUGGGGUUGCCACUUUACUUCAUCGAGUUCUCUACUAACCCAGGGCGUCAUGAAAUUCUUAAACCUGAGUUCAAAUACAUCGCUAAUAUGCACGGAAACGAAGUUUUGGGCAGGGAAUUGCUGCUCAAGCUGGCAGAUUUCCUCUGCGAUGAGUAUAUGAAGGGAAAUAAACAAAUUAGGUCCUUAAUCAGAACGACGAGGAUCCAUCUGAUGCCGAGCAUGAAUCCUGAUGGAUGGCAACUGGCAACUGAUACUGGUGGACAGGAUUAUUUGAUUGGAAGGACAAACAACAACUCAGUGGAUUUAAAUAGAAACUUUCCCAAUUUAGAUAGGAUCAUUUUUACGAACGAGGAGCAACACGUCAACCACAACAACCAUUUAUUGGAGGAUCUGACGCAUCUGGAUCAGCCACUUCAGCCAGAAACAAAAGCUGUAAUUCGUCUUAUAAUGCAAAUUCCUUUCGUACUUUCUGCUAAUUUACAUGGAGGAGAUCUUGUAGCUAAUUACCCUUAUGACGAUAGUAGAUCUGGCAGACAAAAUGGAGAAUAUAGUGCCACGCCUGAUGACGACACUUUUAGACACUUGGCAUUAUCAUAUUCCUUUUACCAUGCCGAUAUGGCAGACCCAAAGAGAAAAGGCUGCGGUGACUACGAAAGCCAAGAUUUCCCUAAACAAGAUGGUAUAACCAACGGAGCCAAAUGGUAUGCGCUACAGGGAGGUAUGCAAGAUUUUAAUUAUCUUUCAAGUAAUGAUAUGGAAAUAACUUUGGAGCUAGGCUGUGCCAAAUAUCCACCAGCAUCUGAAUUACAACCUGAAUGGGAGAGGAAUAAAGAUGCUCUUAUUAACUUUAUAUGGCAGUCUCAUAUUGGUGUAAAGGGAGUAGUAUACGAUAACCAAUCAAAACGUGGCAUUCCCGGAGCAGUAAUACAUGUUAGAAACAUUACAGAUUUGGAAAAAUCUUAUGAUAUAGAACAUGACGUAACUUCAGUUCAUGAUGGAGACUACUACAGAUUGCUGACACCAGGCAAAUACAAGCUCACAGCCUACCGAGACGGAUUCUUGCCCCGAUCGAAAAUAGUGACUGUUCUGAAUAAGCCAUUCGAAGAAGCUCCCAGAGUGGAUUUCCCUCUGAAACCCAUCACGAUGCCACCAUACAUCAGAAUCCAAACGAACAACUACAUCAACUCAAAGCUAGAUGACGAGUUCGACAACCAGCAGAUCUCCAACUGGGCCGAAGAAAACGAGCCGAUCCCUGAACCGAUCGCGGUGCAAUAAAAAAUUCCAGUGAUCAAUAUUUUUGUGUCAAACUGUAUUUAUUUCAUUAGAGCACAACAUAGAAAUCGAAAGGUUAUUUUAAAUUAAGAAAAAUUCUGAUUGGGAAAAAUAAUGCGGUGAUCUUAUCAGUAAAGUAUAUCAUAAACUGUGUUUUUGUUCAUUGUUGUAAAGGUCUUUGGCAAAAUAUAAAAAACAUGAAGUUUUUAUAUUUCGUUUAGAUAGCACGACGUCCUAAAUAAGUGUAAGCUAACUAUUUCCUCAUAUACAGAGGUAUUUCGCAAAAUAUCAUAUUUAUCGAUAAUAAUUUAACCUCAUAUUUUUCUAAACUUAACUUAGUGUGAGGAUUUCUGCUGGCAUAACCUUAAAAUAUAUAUAAAAAAAAAAGUACAGCUGUGUCCAAGAACACCUUACAAUUACUAUCUAAGGAAAUUAUAUUAAAUGAACGAAGUAACACGAAUCACUAAAAAUCACUAAAACUUCAGCUGCAAAACAGUAAAGGGAUAAAGACGAUAUUAACUUAAAGACAUUAGUGUAAAAGUAAAGAAACUUGAAGUAAAGUUCUAAAUAUAAAAGUAAUAUUUUGUAACUACCUACAUACUGAUUUGUAUAGACACAUAAUAGUUGAUAGUGACUAUUGAUAAAGACAGUUCAAGUGCUGCUGUAAUUUUCUUAAUUUAGAAUUUCGUUUCAUACAACAUAAUAAACAUGUCUUCUUUCUCUAGAUUUUUGCACGUACAUAUUUAGAAAUAAAAAUGUUUUUAGAAACCUACGACUUUUGAUAAGUUGUUGAUAGUCAUCCUGUAACCAAAAAUCUGUAAGUUAAGAAAUAAAUUUUUGUUUUAA
Molecule: messenger RNA, 2556 nt
Organism: Diabrotica balteata
Lineage: Eukaryota; Metazoa; Arthropoda; Insecta; Coleoptera; Chrysomelidae
Source: the annotation of a GenBank genome assembly